This is a messenger RNA of Trematomus bernacchii (emerald rockcod), 4494 nucleotides long. Its product is annotated as ras-related protein Rab-27B-like. Gene Ontology annotation, biological process: melanosome transport; positive regulation of exocytosis. The transcript is spliced from 6 exons. Gene Ontology annotation, molecular function: GTPase activity; GTP binding. The record is from RefSeq and is a predicted model, not a curated record. Gene Ontology annotation, cellular component: secretory granule; melanosome. Lineage: Eukaryota; Metazoa; Chordata; Actinopteri; Perciformes; Nototheniidae. The coding region runs from base 503 to 1159 and encodes 218 amino acids.
UUGCUGCCUUACACAUAAUGUUUGCAAUCUAAUUUUACCUAAAGUAAUCUUAUGUGACAAUCUGCAAACAUGGAUAAAGGUCCUUUUCAAAAUGAUAAGGGCACCCAAAUGAAGUCUUGUUUUUGUAUUUUCCCAUUGUAUAUAGAAGCAGGAUUACUUAGGGAUGGCUUAGCCUCUGGAAGUGGGGGGCCCUCGUUCCUUGGUUGGACGAUUUCCGCUGAAAUCCACAGAGGCUUAUAUCGUCCACAUCAAGUUUUCAAAGAGCCCUUUUUUCCCCCUUUCAUGAGAAAUACCAGAAAACACAAGGUCUGUGAGUGCAGCCUCGCUGAGGUCCUGCUGGUCUGAGACUCCUCCCUGGAUCACAUGUAAGAAGGGGGAAAGGUUCAGGAUGUGCCAUAGCAUCAUGAUAGUGGAUAUUGUAUUCUGUCUGGACGAGUUGAGUGAUUUCUGAAUGGGCAUUGGCACUACCUACAGAUAGACUGGUUAGGCACUCAGCUGCACAAUGGCUGACUGGGACUAUGACUAUCUGAUCAAGCUGCUGGCACUCGGGGACUCAGGGGUGGGGAAGACCACCUUCCUCUACAGGUACACCGACCAGAAGUUCAACCGCAAGUUCACCACCACAGUGGGCAUUGACUUCAGGGAAAAGAGAGUGAUGUACACUGGGAAAGGUGCUGAUGGGACAUCUGAGAGGAACUUCAAAGUCCACAUUCAGCUUUGGGACACGGCGGGACAAGAGAGGUUCCGCAGCCUCACCACAGCUUUCUUCAGGGACGCCAUGGGCUUCCUGCUGAUGUUCGACUUGACCAGUCAGCAAAGUUUCCUAAACGUCAGGAACUGGAUGAGUCAGCUACAGGCCAACGCGUACUGUGAUAGUCCAGACAUCGUGUUGGUGGGCACUAAGGCAGACCUCCGGGAUGUGAGGGACGUUCACGGAAGACAGGCCAGAGACCUGGCAGACAGAUACGGCAUCCCCUAUUUUGAGACGAGUGCAAUGACAGGUGAUGAUGUUGACCAGGCAGUGACCACGCUGCUGGAUCUGGUGAUGAAGAGGAUGGAGCAGAGCACUCCCGGAGGCCCCAGCUCUGAACCCAACGGCAGCCCCAUCAACAGCCAUGAGGUGGAGGAGGCUCCUGUGAGGAGGACGUGUGCCUGCUGAUGUUACCACCAGUAGACACUCUUCUCACGUUUGCCCCAAAUAACAAUAUUUUCAAAAUGCUGCUGUUUCCUAACUUGGGUGCCUGAUAGGUGAGGCCGGGUCUUUUAAGAUCUUAACAUUUUAAUUAAAGAAAAUGUGGGCCCAAUAUUGUUGUGACAAUGCGAAUUCCCCUCUUAAAAAUUGAUGUGUGAUGUUGUUUAUUCACAGUCUGUAAGAAAGGGGAGUACAAGACCCUAGAAACUGUAUAUAGUAAGAAUAUACAGGUAUUGUUAUACAACUGGGAUGUUUUAGAGACACCAGGGGAAAAACAGUCAAUUAUUGUAUUAAAAUGGGUCAUAUCAGAGAGAAAAAAAAAAUGUAUUUGACACAUUGAGGCAUUGAUGGAAGAAUAUGCAGGCACAUAACGUAUAUUUAUCAUGGAGUAUAAUCCAAAAACAUUUAAGACAUGGUUACAUUUCUUAUAUGGAUGAUUGUUUUUGUUAUAACAACCAAGAUAGCUAAGUCAUUUAUAUGAUUUAUGAAUUGUAUACGACAUGUACAUAAGCAGCCAAGCUUUUUUAUGCAUUAUGGAACAUAGUUGCCAUGCAGAUCAAACACAAGUACAAGAAUGUUAAAGGGUUGUUGGAACGAAAACCUGUAUAGUGCUGCGUUUGGAAUAAAGACAUUUUAUGUUUAUGUACAUGUCACUGUCUUGUCGUUUAAAUGUAAUGCACACAAAGAUAACUGCUAAUCUGACUGGAAAUACAAUCCUCGCAGACUUUGUUAGCAUUGUUAUUGUUUACACACAUUCUACACAUUGAUUUUAAUUAAAUAAAGAGAGAAACUUAAAAAUGUCCCGCAUUCAUGUCAGUGGAUUUUUCAAACAAAUCUGUCUAGGACAUUCAUGGAGUCACAAAUAAAUUCCACCACAUUACUUUGGCUGAAGCCAAGAAACAAAAAGUUUGAAAUCAUUGUUGUGCCACAAAAAAUGAUAUUCAACAUCAAAUUCAACACCAUAAAAAGGAAACUCUAUUUCUGUUACAAUAAUACUUGUUGUUAAUUGUCAUUCGGCUUCCUUAAUCCCAAAUCAAUCCUUAUCCAGCCAAACAUUUCCUCUUUGAACACUUCGUCUUUGGUGUAAACAUUUCUUAUGAAGGGUCUACAGAAAAUAUCCUUUAAUGUAGACAUAAAUGACAUCAAUAAAAUUCAGCUAAAGUUCAAACAUUAUCAUCCGAUAUGUGGUUUCAUGUUUGUUACUGCACUGUUAUUCGGAGACGAGACACAAAGGUCAUCUGAAAUGUUUUACUUGCCAAAAUGAGACAGCAAAAGGAACUCUAUGUGUAUGACAGGAUGCCAAGCAAAUGCCUCACAUACUAUAUCUAAAUGAGCACAAAAGCACACAUCUGGAAGUAUGAAUGACUGCGUAGCUCGAUGUUCUAAACCUCAGUCUCAGCCAGGGUUUGCAACCAGGACCACAUUGUAGAGUCAUGAGACGAGUCAUGUGGCCAGCUUUAAACCCCACCCCACCCCCCAUGUCUGCAUCAGUGAAGCAUGACUGGGAACACUGUUUUUGAGAACCCAAGAGUAUCUAGAGUUACAAAAAAUAAAGCUUGUUCAUUUUUAAGUUUAUCUAUAGGUUUUGGUCCCAUGUAAAAUAUAUUAGGGUUCUUUCUUUAGCCUUCGGAAGUAUCUUAUACAAAGACACUGGUGUUAUCCUUGAGGAAUACACCGUCAGGAGUACAAACAAUAGCAAAUAACUACAUUUUUACCCUCAAAACAAUCUUCAAAAAGGUUGUAUAAAAGUAGCCUAAAAGAUUUGAAGGUGCCUCACAUGCAAUGUCAUUUAAAUGGAUCAUGCUCUUUAUACGAGAUGCACUUAAGUCAUAUAACAUUCAUUAAAUUCCUUGUUUUAUGUCACAAAUAUUGGAAUGAUAUGGUACAUGAUGGAUGAUUAACCCCCCUCCAACUAAAGAUAUGUAACAAAUAGUGUAUUUUCCUCUUGAUAUAUAGAUAUAUUUGGAAUAGUGGUAAACUUUAAGUUCCCUUGUUGUUAUUUUUAAAAAACUGUCCAAAAUGAUUUAUUUUUGUAUUUAUAAUUGCCACGCUAGCGCCGCAAUUUAGGUCACAAGAUGGUCUGGUACCCUCUGGAUUAACUUUAAAUGUUCUGCCCAUGUUCUGGCAUUGGUAAGAAUUGUAAAAUUGUGUCUCCAUUUUUCAAUUAUUCAACAGCUUUGUUUUCUGGAGCUGGUUGCAGCUGUUCGUAAAUUCAAACUUAGCCUUUUUGAUCAUUUCAAACACAUGAGCUUCAAACAAGUAUGUAUGUGUUGUCUUACGUAUUAAUAUAAGAUACUACUUCUAUAUACGCUGACACUUAACUGCAGGUGCAGGCUAACUUCAACUGAACCUUGCUAACAAACAUCAGUUUGAAUUAAGGAGUAAAAAAUAUAGUAUUGAAUUUGACACAUCUAAACUGUGUUAAAAUGUAAACUUUAUCAAAUACCUCAAAUUACAAAACGAUAUGCCAGGAAAGUCAGACUUAAGGACCGAAAAACAUGCUAGAUUAGCAUGAUCGGACAUUUGACAAUCUGCAGUGCUAAACUGCAUUAAUAUUACUAGCCUUACUUAAAAACAUACUUAUUUCUGCAUUAUGUUGUCUUGUAUGUAGGCAAUGCAUAUGACAAUAGUCAUACCAACGUUUACACAGGAUUGUCAGUUUUUUGACCCCCUAAAACAUUUAAAAGUAUUUAUUAGCAAAGAUAUUGGGUUUUAAAAGAUACAUAGACCUCGUUUGUUUAAAUUGUACAAAAAAACGUGUAAAAAGCAAAACAAAAUUAGUUUUAUGGGGGGCUACUUUUUUUGGCCUUCUUCCUGAGUUUUUAAACUAGCUAUUAGUUAAUUAGGACAAACUGAGAAAUGAAUUAGAGCUGGAGCAACCUUAGCCCCACUUUGUGACUCUCAUGCAUUGACACAUUCGCUUCAUAGAACUACAAUUGUAAUUGACAGAAAAAUAAAUACCCUGUGAUCUGUAACCCAACAUACUGCCUUUAAGAUAUAUUUUAAAUAUCAUAAAAUAACCUCUAGAAUGGUCCUUGCUCAAUUGGUGCCAAACUCAAAUAAAUGUAUGAAAACGCUGUGUUGGUAAACACCAUUUUGGGUAUUUACUUUUUUGGAAGUUCAAUGACUCAAAUGUUGCCGCUAGUAUGGCUGUGGACUUGCUAAUGGUAGUCUUGUUGGAAGAUAUUUUUAAAUGUCACAUAACCUAAUGUAGGUCAAUACCACUUUCUAAAAUUCUGUAUUCAAAUGACAACGCACUGUCCAUGAAUUUAUGGCUUAUUGUUGGAAUGUCAAAUAACUUU